UCCUCGGUUUUGAUAUCGCUCCGCUGUCGCGCACCGCGCUUUAAAUUUAAGUAUAUUUCUGCUCUUCGAAGACAUUAAAAGAGAGAGAUUUAAAUAGAAGUUUAAAAAAGCAAUAAUGUAUCUUCCUAAAACCAGCCAUAUUUGUGUUAUUUUAGCUACACAAUGCGGACUAUGUCACACGGCGUAGCAACAUGGCGGGCGCUGUUCGCGUUUUCCUUUUUGAGAAAGUGCUCGGAGUUUUGGAAAUAGAGGAGGAGGGUGAACCAAACUGAUCCGGGGUUGAAGGGUCCUGGGGGCAGCAUCACUUUCCAAAGUUUGUCUCGGUAAUUUCCUGGAGUCUCCAAACCUGCAACCGGCCUGGUUUGUUUACAUUCUGUGACCCAGGCGUGUAUGCGUUUUCCCAGCCACUCACGGUACAGCCCGCCGCUGCUCCUUUGGCUCCGGUAAAUAUAAUGUUACAGAGCCAGGUCGGAUCGGCACCAUCUGGAAACGGGUCAGCUUCAGGCAGAGGUACCAUCGGACUCGUCUCUGGGAUUGUGGGCAGCGGGAUCCGUCCCGUUUUAGUCAGAGCAGGGCAAGCUUUACCGGGGAACAGCGACUGCACCGGUGCUUCGGGGCGACUCGGGGAGAGAGACGCCGUCGGGAUGCUGGGAGCUAAUGGUCCAGGCGGUCCGAGGGGCGUCAGACCGGGGAACGGGACCGGGGUGAACCCCCUGCAGACCGCCGUCCAGGGCAACAUGGUGGGGCUGAACACGGGAGUCGUGCUGCCCCACGGAGCCCGCUUCGACACCGAGCGGGAAUGCGCUCCUCUGUGCAGCGGCUCGGAUAAUGACUCGGACUCCGGAGACGAUGAAGACCCAGUGGGUUCACUCGGGGACAGCAGGAGAGGGGUGAAGCGGGAGAGAGGCGAGAUGGAGGCUGCGGUGGCGGGCCAGGAGGUGGGAGUUCCCCCCGGAGGGUACGGCAUGGUGCCCGGAGGGGUCGCCGGGGCAAAGCCGGGAAAGAAGACACGUGGACGCGUUAAGAUAAAGAUGGAGUUUAUUGACAACAAGCUGAGGCGGUACACUACUUUCAGCAAGAGGAAGACUGGCAUCAUGAAGAAGGCCUAUGAACUCUCCACCCUGACGGGAACGCAGGUUCUGCUGCUCGUGGCCAGCGAAACGGGUCACGUCUACACGUUUGCCACCCGCAAACUCCAGCCCAUGAUCACCAGCGAAACGGGCAAAGCCCUGAUCCAGACAUGCCUGAACUCUCCGGACUCGCCGCCACGUUCUGACCCGUCCACUGACCAGCGCAUGAGCGCCACCGGCUUCGAGGAGACGGACCUCACCUACCAGGUGUCGGAGUCGGAGAGCAUGGGCGACACAAAGGAUACGCUGAAGCCCACCUUCACAGUUGCCAGCCUACCGGGCACCACCAGCAGCUCCCCGUCCACAGUGCCCACCACCUCCACCACCAUGCAGGUGAGCAGCGGCCCCUCGUUCCCCAUCACCAACUACCUGGCCCCCGUCUCGGCCAACAGCAACGUCAGCGCCAACGGGACCGUCCUGAAGACGGCCGGCGCCUCCACGGGGGUCAUGCAGCUGCCCAGCGGCUUCACCUUCAUGCCCGCAGGCACUCCUCUCCCCCCCGGCACCCCCACCAUUCCUCUGAGCCAGCUGCAGCAGCACUCCCUGGCCCUCCAGGGGCAGCAUGGUCAGGCCCUGGCCGCCGCCCCGCAGCCACAGCAGGGACAGCAGGCUGUCUUCCGCUUCCCUGCUGCUGUCUCCCUCACAGGUGCCGGAGUUCCCCAGCAGCUCCAGGCGAUCCAGGUCCAUCCCAACGCUCAGUCCACCUCCAACAGCGAUAGCAGCCCCGAGAUCUCCCACACCUCCACCAACUCCACCGCAACAGUAAGUCUCCCGGCAACCAUUGUCACUUCGUCAGUGCCGACGUCCGUGGCGGGCCACAUGAUGUACCCCAGCCCCCACACCGUCAUGUACGCCUCCACGCCGGCGCUGGCCGACGGGAGCCUGGCCGUGCUCAACGCCUUCUCCCAGGGCACGUCGGCCAUGCAGGUGUCCCACGCGCAGGCACAGGACACGGGUGCCGUCCCUCAGGUGUUCCUCACGGCACCUCCAGGCACGGUGCAGAUCCCCGUCUCGGCAGUGCAGCUACACCCAGUACGGCAAGAUCUGCAUUUUACAAAUGGUGAUUGGCCAGCAGUCGAGCGGCAGCAGCAGUAACCUGACGGAGCUCCAGGUGGUCAACCUCGACGCCGCACAGAGCUCCAAGAGCGACUGACAGACGGCUGGAGCUGUUUAAGACAGACCCAGGGACACACACACACUCACACACACAUACACAACACACACACACUCACACAGACAUCUCUAUUUAUUGAUGCCUUCCGACAGUUUCACAUCACACUUCUGAAUGUGAUUUCAAAGUACACACAGACACAGUCAAGGGCAUAUGUGUGGCCGACUCUUAUACAGUAUGUUUUGGUAUAUAAAUAUAUAUAAAUAUCUAUAUAUAUUCGACAAAUGCCUAGGAGAUAUAUCACUAUAUCAAUCAUUGGAAGCUAUUUUUUAUGCUGUUAGAUGGUGUUAUUUUUCUGCGUGUGCGUGUUUUUGUUUCUCUUGAAAAUAUAUAACUACACACACACACACACACACACACACACAUAUACAUACAUACACACACACACACUGCGAGGUGCCACAGCUUCACACCAGCCAAAGAGACAUUUGUGUGUCUGAAUGUUCCAGUGUGAGCAAUUUGUGCACUGUGUGUGUGUGUGCGUGACGCGCAUAUCUGGGGUUUAUAAAAAGGGUGGGAAGGUGCUUAUUGACCUUUAAAAAUAAUCAUUUAAAAAAAAAAGAAGUGACGGGGUUGGGGGGGGCAUUUGGAAAAUGUACAUAAUUUUAUAAAAAAAGCUUGUGUUUUAAAGCCUGGAUUAGUUUGUGCGACGGCAUGUAGUUGUUUUUUACGUAGUGGUUUUGUAUGUACAUGAAAAUGAUUUGCAUAGAGAAGAUGGAAUUAUUUCCAUGUAUAUGUAAAUGAACUGAAAAUACCAUCACAUCUUGAAAUACUGUUAAUGCUGUUCACUACACGACGGAAAAGGAACGCUGGAUGUUUUGCUUUUUUUCUUUCUCUCUCCUUUGGUUGUGACAUUUGCAAAACUGUUGCUCUCAUUAAAUACUGACAGCAUAACGUCGGCCACGUUGUUUAUUGGAAUUUAAGAUUGGAUUAGGAAGAAUCUUAACGUUCACACUUUAUUCUAAUAAUUUUCCUUUAAAGAGAGGCCAUGUACAUUUUAAAUCAUACCACUUUUGUCCAGUGCGGGGCAGUGUUGAGUCUCUCUUGUCUGUCCCUCAGCUGCCUGUCGGGAAUCGGGCUCAGAGGUCCAGAGUUGAAGAAUCAUGAGUUUGAUGCUCGGCCGAACACGUUUGCACAUUUCUAAUGGCGAUCCUGUGCGGCACACAACAUACACACAACCUGUGUGGUUUUCCUGCAGUUUUACGAGCCGACUCAAGGCUCCGCCUAGUGGUGCAAGCUCGAACUGCAAAUCAAAACAUGCACCUUGGAUAUACUGCAAAACUAGGUUAAUAAACCAGCAGCACUUCAAGGUUAAUUAACAAUACUGGCACCCUGCGAGGCUUCGGUUUGUGCUGCAGGGUUUUUUACUGAAGCACUUUGUUGUGAAAAUCUGAAGAAGCAAAGUGAGAAAGCUGGUAUGUGGAACAACACUGGCGUCCAGGCGAACGGGACACAAGACUGACUCAACACUUUGACCCAUCUCAAACUGAAGUGGCCUAGAGGAGAUUUGACCUGGAGAAUACUCAGUGUGUGCCGGUUAUGCUGUCACAGUGACGAGUCAAUGUAACUUCAACGUACGUGGUAAGAGUCGGCUCAGCAGUUGAUGAUCACUUGGUUUCUCAUGACGAAUUUUUUUUUUGUUGUCUUUUUUUUUUUUUGGAGGGAGGGGGGAUAAAGUCCAGAUGUGACAAUCUGAAAAGAUUUUGUUUCUGCAAUCGAGAAUUUCGACAUCUAGUUCCUUUAACGUUCGCCAGUAAAUAUCCCGGCUGCGGUUGCAGCUCGUUUCCUCAAAGAGAAGCAACUUCAGACUCAUUGGAAUUUCUUAAAGCGUGCCAAGUUGAAUCUUCUGUAAACCUGCUGAUCAGCCUGCGUCACGACACUGACGAUGCUGAGUCGGUGCAUCCGAUGCACACUUGACACUGUAAAGACUCGGUAAUCGAUGCAUUUUUAGCAUAUCGCCUAGUGGAAGCACUCAGUAGGUGGAGUGCAGGCCCAGUGCUGCAGACAUGAGUGUAUUUCUAAGGGUCUCUUAAUUUGAGGUGCUUUACAAUGUUAAUCCAGCCCUUCAGAAGGGUGAAACCCUCGUCUCAGCACGUACCUCAACAAUCAAUGAGUUAUUGGACUGAGAGCCUUCUUUCUGCACCAUAGUGCCUCGUUUUUUUUGUUUUUUAAAUCUGAAUCGGUGCGAAGCGAGGGAGUUGUAGGAUUGCCUUCUUUCCAAGCCCGCCUCACAUGACUUUGGACCUGUCACACGCUCCCCUGGCAGAGGGAUUCCUCACUCGUUUCCACAGAAUCGGCUGGAUGACCGAGCUCGGCCAGAGAGAACCUGCCGGAGGAGAGAAGUUCCCACGCCGCUCGAGUCGUCCAGCGGCUCUGUUUGUGUAGGGAAAGAAGAAAAAUUACAGCCAUUCACAUCACACGAGUUUUACUUUGAAAAG
Molecule: messenger RNA, 4739 nt
Organism: Salarias fasciatus (jewelled blenny)
Lineage: Eukaryota; Metazoa; Chordata; Actinopteri; Blenniiformes; Blenniidae
Gene: srfb
Product: serum response factor b
Exons: 8
Coding region: 453-2225 (590 amino acids)
Biological process (GO): positive regulation of transcription by RNA polymerase II
Molecular function (GO): cis-regulatory region sequence-specific DNA binding; DNA-binding transcription factor activity, RNA polymerase II-specific; protein dimerization activity
Source: RefSeq, a predicted model, not a curated record